Messenger RNA from Tuber melanosporum (Perigord truffle), 684 nucleotides. Its product is annotated as 60S ribosomal protein L33. The transcript is spliced from 7 exons. Gene Ontology annotation, cellular component: cytosolic large ribosomal subunit; ribosome. Bases 98 to 424 code for a protein of 108 amino acids. Gene Ontology annotation, biological process: ribosomal large subunit biogenesis; cytoplasmic translation. The record is from RefSeq and is a predicted model, not a curated record. Gene Ontology annotation, molecular function: structural constituent of ribosome. NCBI's taxonomy places the organism in Eukaryota, Fungi, Ascomycota, Pezizomycetes, Pezizales, Tuberaceae.
CCAAAUAAUCGUGAAAUUAACGACAAACAGCACCACUCAACGACAACGACACCGACCCAUACCGUCAAUAUCAACCGAACUCCCCAAGAAAUAUAAAAUGCCCGAAUCAGGUCACAGACUCUAUGUUAAGGCAAGACAUCUCUCUUACCAGAGGGGAAAGCGCAACACCAACCCCAACACCUCUCUCGUCAAGAUUGAGGGUGUGGACAGCCCCCAAGAUGCUUCCUUCUACCUAGGAAAGAAGAUUGCGUUUGUCUAUAGAGCCUCGCGCGAAGUCCGCGGAUCUAAGAUCAGGGUCAUCUGGGGGAAAGUUUCCAGGCCGCACGGAAAUAGUGGAGUUGUUCGCGCCAAAUUCCGCCACAACCUCCCCCCUAAGUCUUUCGGAGCUUCUCUUCGUAUUAUGCUGUAUCCUUCCAACAUUUAAAUACGUCGCGUUCUGUUGGGCGAGGGAGUUCCAAUAAAAAAUGUUUCACUUGUAUGACCUCUUUUCUUCUCUUUUUUUCUAAUUUUCAGGGGGAUUUUUCCCCCCUCGGCGCAAAUAAUGCCAUGGUGAGGUGAGAUGUUUGAGCACUCGCCCAAACAAAAAUAAUAGAAUUCCUGAGAUCUGGUCUCAAUUUGGGAAUAUGGUCAAUGUGAUUACGCUCGCACUAUACUCGAGUACUCGUACGUGCUUUUCUCCUUCGA